Messenger RNA from Orbicella faveolata, 6701 nucleotides. RefSeq names its product potassium voltage-gated channel protein Shal-like. Gene Ontology annotation, molecular function: protein binding; voltage-gated potassium channel activity. Gene Ontology annotation, cellular component: voltage-gated potassium channel complex; membrane. Lineage: Eukaryota; Metazoa; Cnidaria; Anthozoa; Scleractinia; Merulinidae. Gene Ontology annotation, biological process: potassium ion transmembrane transport; protein homooligomerization; action potential. The record is from RefSeq and is a predicted model, not a curated record.
ACUGAAAUACGAUAAUUAGAAGAGUAUUCUUCAUGUGCUCUUGAUAACAACCGGUUCUAUUGUUUUCAUAUAAUUAUCCAGCUGAAAUGAUAACGAAAAAUUCUUAACAAAGUUUUAUGAUGAGACGAAUCGAAACACGUUUAAAUGAAUACUUGAUUAAGUCUGGGCCAAUAUAACAGGAAAGAAAAUACAAGAUAUCGUAUAAAAAUGCUUGAAUUUUACCAAGUUGAAUUGUUGAGUAAGGGUGAUAAAGGUUGUCAAAUUUGGAAAUUUUUUUCAGCGAGUGACAAAGAAAAAUUUGUUUGAACUAGCCCUCCAAAAAAAAAAAAACAUUCACGCCGUUUGAGGAUUAGCGAGUUUUCGAAUCGCAACCCGAGGCGAUAUCUGAAUCAUAGUCAGUCUUCCGCGCGAGCUAAACAAAAACUUUGAAGCUAUCACUAUACUCUACAGAAAGCAUUUGAUAACUACAGUAUUUACAGCACGAGUUAUUUUGACUUCAUUAACAUGUUUAUAUUCGUGCCUUUCCAAUUUAUUAUUUAUUUAUAGCUUUCGGUUCGCUAUACAAGGGAAAAUCUAUAAGGAAUCGAGCUCUUUGUCCCAACGGUUAGGAAUUCAUUAAGUGCAUCAAACUUUGAAAUUCUCUUCUGUUGUACUCCGUUUUACAAAGCAACGUACCCUCGUUUUAUUGUCUCCUGGAGUUUUUUGGCAUGGAGUUUGUCCGUCCUCGUUACAAAACGGGGUGAAACGGCGCUGCUAUUGAAGGUAAAGAGCCAGAAUUUUAGUUAUAUUUCGUCUUAUUUAUCCGCAUUCAUGGUCGACAAUUAGACGAUAGUGGCUACUUUUGCAUAAUUAUUAGUUUUCUUGUCAAAUAGAAGCUUUGUUUUUGCCAUAGUCUAACUUUUUGCCAAACUGUCGAGUUUGAGCUGCAACAGGGACAAUAUUUUAUAAUCAGUUCCGGACUUUUGUCGCCUAUGUUCACGAACGUUUGGGUAAACAUUAUAGUACCCCUCGCUGAGCGUUUGUUUCGGUAUAAAUUAAGCUUAAAAAAGUUUAAUUUAUCACGUUAUUGAGUUUUGUAAAAUUGCGAACAUCGUCUCAUACGCUUUUCAAGUGCUAAAAAUCCGUUAAUCUUGAGACAAAAAAAUCUUCCACAUUGCACAUCGCUUUUUGCAAUGCAGUGUAAAACGGAAGAUUAUAAAGCUUUUAAAGCGUAACAAUUGGGAUAUUUGUAUAGACAACUUGUCUGAGUUAUCGUAAGAAACCCCACUAUUACCAUUUGUUAUACAUAGCAACCGCAGGCUGCCCGCCAUUAUUAGCUUUAAUUUUCAACGACAGAGCACCGUCGCGUUUACGACAGUUUUGGCGGGUGUUUUAAUUUCAGCCGAAUCAUACAGUUGUUGCCGCUUUUUAAUUUCUGUCUCUGCCCGCGGGCUGCAUUGACGGAAGAAUUUAAUUAAGAGUGAUAUUGCGUACACAAUGCAACCACGCAACAUUGUUUCCCGAAAAGUCAACACCGAUCACUUAUAAUGUGGCGAGCCAGGCGACGCGUUAUUAGGAGUCUGGGCGCUAACCGUUUUGCUUCCCACGGAUAUCGCAUAUAGCAUGUACAAGGAAGCUUUUGUUUUGGUCUACGGAUAUUGUUAAGCCUCCGACGAGUAGGCUCAAAGAUCCGCGACCUCCUGUUUUCCGCCCCCGAGUCCGGAAGUUUUUACUCGGAGAUGGUGCCCUAAAGUUGAUCUUUUUCUUUCACUCGCUAACGCCUCAAUUUCGAGAGAAGCAAGUUUCCCUCAAUGUAGCUAGUGCAAGUGUGGCAGUUUGUCUCAACUACGUUUCGUGCCUUGCUACAUCGCCGUAAAAGUACCAAGCUUCCUGUUCCUCAACCGCUGGUCAAAGGGGAAGCAAGCCCUGGGAAUGCGCAAGUGUAGACCAACGAGCCUCCGAACGAGGCGAAAACUUGGGCAUGCGCACAAGUCUUCCAAAAGUAUUAAGCUCGGGCUUUACAAAGACGCGACGUUGUUUGCAUAUUUCACUACUCUAAGUAAAUAAAUAGAGUAAUUUCCAUAGAUAAUCUCAAUGUCGCUGACAAAUAUUAUUGAGGCGCGUUAUUUCGAAUCGCCGGACAUAAAACACAAUGCAGAGAGUUAAAUUGAGAUUUGAAGAUUCUUUUUUUUCUCUCUGACUGAUUGGCUUCAAAAAAGUGUUUGUUUUCUUUUUCUUUUGUAAAACUGCGAGCAAGAUGUGUACUUAUUGGUAAAAGGCGCUGAAUUCUAAGCAGGUGUUAUUUGGACGAUGUUCGUCACGUAUCGAAAGCUAUUCAUUCGGCAUUCGUGUCAGAUUUGAAUGAGUUUGAUAAGAAAGAAAUUCAAAAGUGGUGUUUCAUACAAAGGGUUUCUUUCUUCCAACGAUUCACAAUUUAUUGCUGUACUCUAAACAAAUUCUGAAAUAUUUAAAACGCAUUUUGAAAUUCAAACAAUUCCGGCUUUAAAAUUAGUAAGUGUCAAUCACUUUUCUCCUUUGUCCAUCAUUAUCACUUCCCUGGGCGAUAAAUUUGAUAUUUGCCCGUUCAAUCGUUGAAAAGCGGCAAAAUUGCGUCCAUCGUUUGAAGCUUCGGUCCGUCCUCGCAAACAUCUGAAGAAUCGCCAUUGAAGUUAGGGAACUCACUAGCGCUUAGCAGCUGAGGGCCAUGAAAAAAGCAUCUGACGUAGUCCAGAGGGCAUCAGAACAAAAUGAUUAGUAACAUCGGCGCUAUUCAAACAAGGGCGACAGCACGCAACUGCAGAGAUCGGAAGCCAUCGACAUUAUCUCGCCCAGCAACUGGUUUCCCUUGCCUCGAUCGCCUAAAGCUACGCCGUCCGGACGCGAAAGUAAUUAUCAACGUUGGAGGGCGUAGAUUUGUAACGUGGAAAAACACGCUGAAACGUUUUCCUCAAACUCUCUUAGGCUCAGAGGAAUUGGCGGCGCGUUUUUAUGACCAGGACAAAAAGGAGUAUUUUAUAGAUCGGGAUCCACACUUAUUUCGCUACAUAUUAAACUAUUAUCGAUGUGGUAAACUCCAUCGCUCGUUCGAGGAUUGUAAUGCUUCGUUCGAAGAGGAACUGCUCUUUUAUGGAAUUAUGCCACAGGAAGUUCAUGAUUGUUGUUUUGAUGACGACAACGAAGACAAUAACGCUGACGAUAGUAAAAGCUCGGCGUCCGGGCCUACUUGUGAUAAAACAGAACACGUAAGAACUCGAGGUUGGAUUGGCCGCGCGCGAAACUGGACCUGGGUGUUGCUCGAAGGCCAAGCCGAAUCUGGAUUCAGAGCGUUUUUUGGUAUGGUUAUUAUUUACAUCAUAGGACUUUUCAUUAUUCUUAGCAUUUUUACCACCGUCUAUGAAACUGUUCCUUGCGAGAAUGUGGAAAAAGUUUGCGACGAACGAAUGCGAAUUCUCGAUCUUUUGGAUAUGAUUUGCGUCGGUGUUUUUACAGUGGAAUUCAGCCUCAGACUGCUGGUUUGUCCGAGUGUUUUGGAAUUUGCCAAGAACGCCAUGAACAUUAUCGAUUUUUUAUCGAUCUUACCCUUUUAUCUGACCAUUUUGCUACAAUCUGUGGUCGGGUCAAACUUAGAGGCUUUUGUAGUUCUUCGAGUUUUGAGAAUAUUCAGGGUGUUCAAGUUAACAAGACAUUCCAAACGGCUGCAAAGAUUUGGAGCUGCCAUGGCGAGCUGUGUGGGAGAUCUCGCGUCGUUGAUGUUUGUAUUGGUGAUAGCUAUCGUGGUUUUUUCCAGCAUAAUGUACUUUAUUGAACGCAAAGCAGUGGAAGGAAAGUUUACCAGCAUCCCCGAUAGUAUGUGGUACACCAUUGUGACAAUGAUUACAUUAGGGUAUGGAGACAUGGUUCCGUCAACAUUUCUGGGUCAAGUUGUUGGAGCUAUAUGUUGUGUGGCUGGUGUGAUACUCAUCGCACUCCCAAUCCCUAUUAUCCAGGAAAAAGACAUAUUCAAAAAACAAAUGCUUAGUGUUUACAAUGUGGAUGACUUGCAGGCGAAAAUUAAGCAGAUGAAAAAGAGUGUGGACAUACCCGAGCGAAGAACCUCGACGUGAUCUUAACCCAAAACGUUCUAAUGCUAGUCUCCUACGCAGACCCUUUUUAGGCUCGCUCGACACGCAAUCUUCUUCUCCCACGGGGGAGGAAGAUUGGGUGAGAUCCCAAAGAGCCUCUGCGUAGGCUACCCUAAUGCCAAUACACCAAAAUGCAAAUUCUCUUCAUGAGUUUCUAUACAUUUCCUAUAAUGUUAAGUAGGUGAAUUUGUCAACACAUCAGGAGUUGUUCAUGUUAUGUUAUGUUUGCUAGUUUCUGUGCGCUAAGUUUGUUUUCAAAACUGAAUGUUUCUCUGUAUUCUCAAUGCCAUUUUAAUCGACUACGUAAUCAUAACAACUUUUCAAUAUGGAUGUUCACUACCAGGGAUACGAUUGCCUAGUCGAUGGUGUGUUCUCGGGGAGAGACUCCGAUAUAAAAUGGUCGGGAAUGUUCGUCGGAAAAUUUGAAUUAAACCUCUAAAGGAGAUAAAUCUGGGCCUGGGUCGAGCUUUAUUUGACUCCUAAAAACUACCACUUAAAACGGAAUAAGCUCGAUUAUCAGCCGCUGUUCAGGAUAGAAGCUGGCGUUAGUAGACUGGACGCGAGAGACUGGUGGAAAUCGAGCCUAAAAACGGAAAUAAGAGGGUUUUUUUUCUAUUAUGUCUUCUAGUGCACCCUUAAAAUUACUUUGACAACUACAAGAAUAGUAGCGUUUUGUCAUGAAUACCUUGCGUGAGACCAGAAUCCUUGAUUUAUACCCCUAAGCGAUAGGACGAGCAUCCCCGACCAUUUUCAUAUGGAUGUCCCCCUCCCCAGGGCGUCUCUUGCGCAUAACAUCUCCCACAUUGCGCAAAUAGUCUAUUGAAAUUAUACACUGGAAACGUAUGAUAAUCUGUUGUUUGAUUCACAUCGUGCAACGGAAACGAAAACUGAAGCCUGACCAGACGUUUGCAGUGUUCUAUUAUGUUGAGUAUGUCAAAACACUCGCAAAAAAAGGAAUAUAGUCUAGAAAGCGGCGCAUAAACUUGGGCUAUAAUGGACUUGCCGAUGGGUUAUCAUUAUAAUUAUCAUUUAUCAGUCAUGACUGUUGCGUUGGAUAACUGGAUUUAUUUACCUGGUGGUCUGAAUAGCUCUAUUUAGCCAGCUGGUUCUUUAAAUGUUAAUGAUCAGCUAUUCAUUCGUUAAAAUACUCAUCACUGAUUCAAAGAAAAGAGAGCGGUGGUUUACUUCAACUCGUCAACUCCAGCAACUUCAAAAGCCUAGCACAGUCAUUGGAAGCCAUUUCCUGGGUUCAUUCGUAAUUUGAUUCGUAGUCACCGUUUUUCUUAUAUAAUUACCAUAAUUACUUGUACAGUCGCUUUGAGUUAGGCUCCAAUGCAUUUUAGAAAGUCUUUGUAAUAAAUGAUGUAUUUUAAGGUGGCUGUUUCCUUUUGAAUAUUGUCGCAUUUAAAUGAAGAACAUGUUCAUCAUACAUUUUAACACUUCGCGUAUGGAAUCGAGGUCAAAAAAUUAAAAUCUUCAAUUGAAAUGACGAGAUAUCUGAAAGCUGAUAUAUAAGGCAUGCGACAAAUUGCGCGCGUUAUUAGAAGAUUGCUUGCUAGUGGGACUAUGAUUUGCUAUGAGUAGUUAGAAAUAAUGAUGGAACUUCCCACGCUAGGUAAAGUUCAUUUAUUAACCAAACGCUGACGUUUAGAAAAAGAAUAAUUAAUUGCACGAAAAGGAAAGAGAGAGUUUUAGGAAAAUAGAGAAACUAUAAGAGUUAACAUAUAUUGCUUUACUGUUUCGGAAUCGUUUUGAGAAUAGUAUAUUUUCGAUUCAUUGCAAAUGUUCGUUAGUUGUGAAACUAAAAUUCGAGACAAAACACAUUGAGGUGAAGGAUUAGCUGAUUAAUGGGUAAAUUAGCCGUUAAUCUUAAGAACGUGCUUUUUUCGUCAACAAGCAAACGAGGCAGCUGGGUAAAUCUAAUAAAUGAUUUAAAAAAUUUAUGCUUCGCCUGCGAGAUAUUGUGCUCUUACUUUAGACGCAAACUGUGUGAGUGGCUAAAUAUCUUGAAGGUUAGAGGCUAGCAAUAAGGGUAUACUACAAACGUCGUUCUCCUUGGCAUUUUAAGGUUAGUUCUUAGGUGUGUUUGUAAAAGUACUUACCCUUUGCUUAACCCUUUCCCUACUUGAGAAUAUUUGUGUAGUCUGAGACAUUAAUGAAAAAGGCGUAGUCGAUAAAGAAGAAAAAGAAAAAUUAUGUAAAUGCAUGGACUGGUGUCAGUUGACUGAUCUAUACUCUCGAAAAUCAUGGAAUUGGAUACAGUUCGACUAUUAACAUUGACUGAAAUAGGUGAUUCUCUUUGCACAGUUUAAUAUCCCUGAGGUGGUUCCUUACUUUGGACAUUGUGGAUAUAGAUAACUAAGGUAACUACAAGAAAGGAAAAUGAAUAAUAUGUUCUAUUUUGGUCAAACAGAUUCAAAAACAGCAACACUUCAGACCAAAACUAGCAAAAAAAUUAUUCUAAAAUAUUAUAAAAAAUCUGAAUCAGUUAAUUAGUAGCCGUUUUGAAUACUUUUAAGGCUUAUCUGAAUUGAACCAACAACUUCGCCCAGCGGUAAAUUUGGCUCUGUACCAUUUACGGCUUGAAAAAAAAAAAAAAAA